AACGAUUAGGAUUUAUUUCAGACAUAUUAGACUGUUAAUCAUGAUAAAUACAAUCCGUCUUUCAAGUUUUAAUUGAAUAUCUUCAGUGCUUUUGGUUUUAUAAAUCCUUGAAUUUUGUCGAUUGAGGUUUUCAUCUGAAAUUGUCAAUGAUUGUGUAUUGAGUUAUCUCUCUUUCACCAUGUAGAAAACGCCAGGUAGAUAUUUACCCUGAUAAGUCCUCCGAUUUCUUUUAACGUUUUAUCGGUUCUUUUGCAAAAUGUAUUUGGACAUUUUAUGAUUUACUCAUCUAAAUUCCGUGAUUUUUGUUGUCGAAAAGCCCUUUGUUUUUGUUUUAACGACAAAAAUUCUAGUUUUUUAUUCUUAUAUUUUCAAAUGUAUUUCUGAACCAAUUUACCAUUUUUGCACCCAUGACUUCCGGAGCACUUUAAAAUACUUUCGUAUCGAUCAUAAAUUGUGUACUUUUCUUUUCAAUUCACGGAAGACUACUUUUCUUUUCAAUUCACGGAAUCGAUGUACUUCCUUCAACAGAUACGUGUAUAAAGAUGGAAAACAUUGCUCUUUCAUUAGAAGAGAAAUCACAACUCCAGGAAUGGAUCUGUCAGAAAAGGAACAAAGGAAAGUUCACCCUGCUGUACAAAAUGAGAAGAGAUGGAUGGAAUGCUACAACGUUCCAUACAAAAUGCGAUAACAAAGGUCCCACUGUGACCGUUCUCUACAGUACGAACGGAACGGUCCAUGGAGGAUACACGUCUCAAAGCUGGACAAGUUCAGCACAAGGCUACUAUGGGAUUGAUCCAAAAGCCUUUUUAUUUCAGUUGCGAAGUAAAGGAGACAGAAAUUUGCAACGCUUCUCAAACUGUUCACAAAGUGGUAAUAAUGCAAUAUAUUGUAACUACAACUAUGGACCAACUUUUGGAUCAGGGCACGAUUUACUUACCUUCAAAGGCAUUUCAGGGACUAAUGAAGCUGGAUUCAGGUUGAACGGACAAUUCAACCUUGGCAACACUUAUGCAAAUGAAUUCAGAGAUUGCCUUAACGAUGGUCAAUUGAUUGUGUACGAUUUGGAGGUAUACCAGUUUGAUGAGGAAUCAGACUUUGUGGUUCUGGAGAUUCCAUGGAGAGAUUGUCCUGAGUGGGACGAAAAGCUACUGGAAGAGUUGAAAUACGAAGUGGAAAAUUACGUACCAGCGGAAGAAACAAAUACUCCAACUGCAAACAUUCUCAUGAUGGGAGAAGUAGGAUCUGGAAAAUCAAGCUUCAUCAACACCAUCAACUCGAUUUUCAGAGGAAACAUCACAAACCCUGCCAUUACUGGGACAUCUGCCCACAGCCUCACCAACUCUCUAAAGAUUUACAGAAUGAAAAGUCAUCAGUUGUCUAGUAAACCACUCAAGUUUCAUCUGUUUGAUACUCCUGGAUUAGAAGAAGACCAAGGUAUAGAUGCACAGGAACUGUGCUACAUCUUGGAUGGACAUUUGCCUGAUAGAUACAUGUUUAAUCCUUCUUGCCAAGCCACACCUGCAAUUCCGGGUUUCAAGAAAAAUCCAGAGAUGAAAGACAAAAUCCAUCUUGUUGCCUUCAUAGUAGAUGCCAGGACGACUUACGAUAUGACCGACAAAAUCACAUCUAAAAUACAGAACCUCCGCUCAAAAAUCAGUCAAAGAGUAAAGUUGUUCGAGGCCACAUUGACCAUGUAGCAAAGUUGAUUGGUUUACCACGUGGUCACGUGAUGCCGGUGAAGAAUUAUGAAUGCGAGAUCGCAUUACAUCAGAAUGUAACAAUCCUUAGCCUACUUGCUCUUCGGCAAAUACUUCGUUUUGCAGACGAUUAUUUGGUAAAUAAUAUGGAAAUGACCAGCAUUAGCGAAAAGCGUCCAUCUGACUAAAUUGACUACUAACAAUAAAAAACAACACUUUUGGGAUCAUUGUGUGUAGAAUUUUAGAUUUUAUCUUUGUAUUGAGAUAGUCAUAUACUAUAGAAUUACUUUUAGUGUGUGGUUAAAUGGAUUCUUAACGCAAGUGUUUAUGCGGUACUAACAAGUUUCAAUGCUAUCCUUACUUAGUAUUGAUUGUGUAGAAAAUAUAUAUUAGAAUUAGGAACUUUUCCAAUAAAGGUACUACUUAAUAUGUACAUGUAUUUAGAAUACAAUAGAAUUGACAAAAUUACAGAAAAUUGAUGAACAUUGAAAGGACAUCCAUUUCAAAGUCCUCUACAUUACUAUUACAUACUUUUAAAAAUAAAUUGUCAAUAUUUUUGAAA
Messenger RNA from Ostrea edulis (European flat oyster), 2259 nucleotides. Its product is annotated as interferon-induced protein 44-like. Gene Ontology annotation, molecular function: GTP binding. The transcript is spliced from 6 exons. The record is from RefSeq and is a predicted model, not a curated record. NCBI's taxonomy places the organism in Eukaryota, Metazoa, Mollusca, Bivalvia, Ostreida, Ostreidae. The coding region runs from base 543 to 1697 and encodes 384 amino acids.